AUGGAGCAGGUGCGCGCCCUGGCGCCGCUGGACGACCCGCUGUCCAGCCUGCCGUUUGUGCACGAGACGCUGAGCACGCUGCGGGGCGAGAUUGGCGGGUCGGGCGCCGCGCUGCUGGGCUUCGUGGGCACCCCCUGGACCCUGGCCGCCUACAGCGUGGAGGGCAGGGCGGAGCGCAACUGCCGCCGCACCAAGACCAUGAUGUACGGCAGCCCGCAGGUGCUGCACGCGCUGCUGGACCACCUGACCGAGGCGCUGAUCGUGUAUGUGGGCUACCAGAUCGAGGCGGGGGCGCAGGUGGUGCAGCUGUUUGACUCCUGGGCCCACCACCUCACCCCCGAGCAGUCUGCCGAGUUCAGCAUGCCGUACGCGGAGCGCAUCAUCGCCGCCGUGCGCGCCAAGUACCCGCACGUGCCGCUCAUCUUCCACGCCAACGGCGGCGCGGGCAAGCACGCGCAGCUGGCGGCGUGCAGCGCCGACGUCAUCGGCCUGGACUGGGAGUGCACCAUGGCGGGGGCGCGGCAGGCCAUGGGCGCCGGCCGCACGCUGCAGGGCAACGUGGACCCCAUGGUCCUGUUUGGCCCCGAGGCAGCGAUCCGCGAGGCGGUGACGCGGUGCCUGGUGGAGGCCGGGCCGCACCACCACAUCCUCAACGUGGGCCACGGCGUGAUUGAGGGCACGCCCGAGGAGAGUGUGGGCCUGUUCUGCGAGCUGGCGCGGCAGUCGGCCGACAUCCUGGCGGCGCACGGGCGGGCGCAGCAGCAGCCGCAGCCGGUGGCGGCCUGA
Molecule: messenger RNA, 786 nt
Organism: Chlorella variabilis
Lineage: Eukaryota; Viridiplantae; Chlorophyta; Trebouxiophyceae; Chlorellales; Chlorellaceae
Exons: 3
Coding region: 1-786 (261 amino acids)
Biological process (GO): porphyrin-containing compound biosynthetic process
Molecular function (GO): uroporphyrinogen decarboxylase activity
Source: RefSeq, a predicted model, not a curated record